Messenger RNA from Tigriopus californicus, 2799 nucleotides. Its product is annotated as protein Wnt-4-like. Gene Ontology annotation, cellular component: extracellular region. Gene Ontology annotation, molecular function: frizzled binding; cytokine activity. NCBI's taxonomy places the organism in Eukaryota, Metazoa, Arthropoda, Copepoda, Harpacticoida, Harpacticidae. The coding region runs from base 443 to 2116 and encodes 557 amino acids. The record is from RefSeq and is a predicted model, not a curated record. The transcript has 9 exons. Gene Ontology annotation, biological process: multicellular organism development; cell fate commitment; canonical Wnt signaling pathway.
CACGAAGUCGGCUUCCUGUGACGUCGCGUGCUCUCAAGAGUUGCCGCACAAUCUGGACAUGGAUCUGUUCGUCGAGGACUGAGCCCCAGUGGAAGCCAAAGAACCGCCCGGGGAUGGUUUGGCAUCGGAUCGUGAAUGCUCGCUCUUCCGUCAGUUGCGAGGAAGUGUCUGCCAACCGAGUUUCGCGGGGACGUUUGCCUUCGCCCGGGGUCCCUUUGUGAGCCAUCGAGAGAUCUGGAAGCAAUUUCGCCCCUUAUGAAAGGGCACCUUAGUUGAAUCGAAGAUUUAGGAGUGAAAGGUUGUGGCAUCCAUGUCCUUGAAGGCCAAGGACGUCAAUAGCGGUUUGUAGCCUAGUAGUGAUUUGUAACAACGGUGGCGACUGACUCUUCUGAUCGUUGAAAAGUGCGUGAAGUGAACCGAUCCCCAAGUGUUAACCUUCAACAUGAAAGUUUACGGCUUGUGUGCCAUCCUGGUCGCGGUUCUCAUCCAAUCCCAAUCCAUUCAAGCAAUCCGAUGGCUGGCUUUAUCCAAGAUCGGCUCGGUCGCCAUGGUGGAUCCACCCGACCAAGUGUGCAACGAGAUGAAGGGCUCACUGAUCAAAAAACAGAUCAAGUUUUGCAAACGGCACCCUAUGUUCAUGGACUCGGUUCGAGUGGGUGCCCUUCGUGCUAUGGACGAAUGUCAGUAUCAGUUCCGAUCCAGACGGUGGAACUGUUCCUCCUUUGAAGAUAAAAUGAAUACAGACUUUGAUGCCAUCAAGACCAACUUGGAGUCGCCCAAUUAUCAGGGUGGCCGUUAUGUCGAACCCACAAUCAUGAGGGGUAUGAGCAAUCACUCACGCCGAGGUAGUAGUGGUUCCCCUUCGGAGUAUGUGUAUCAUCAAACUACGGACGCCAGGCCUUCACAUUCCUUGCCUGCUCGGCCAGGGCUAAAUUCGUUAAUGAAUGCCAUCUAUUCUAAUAACAAUUAUGGCUAUGGGGGAAAUCGACGCCGGGAUUUGAACCAACGCGCUCUAAGAAGGGGCAGACGACUCAGCCGAAAAGCUCGUCAUGACGAUGACCCUGGAUCCGAAGACGAUGAUGAAGUUGAUGAAGAUGAGGACGACGACGAAGACGAGGAGGAUGAAUUCGACAUCCAAAACAACGAGACUGGAGGUGUUUUGGGCACCACCUCUCUCCUGAAUAACACCCACUUGCGAACUCAGACCGAGACAGAAGAAACCAAAUCGGGUCGAGGUCGAAAGAGGAAAGGCAAUAAACGGGGACGAAGGAAGCGAAAGCGAGGAAGGAAGAACGGCAGAAAGAAGAACAACAAAAAGAAGAACAAACGGACAUUUGGUCCAUUUCCCGUGGUGUCACCAGGCACUCGUGAAAUGGCCUUCGUUCAUGCCAUCUCAAGUGCGGGCGUGGCCCACACCUUGACCAAAGCUUGCUCGGCCGGAGAAUUGGAGAACUGUGGGUGUGACCGGACCUUGAAAGGUGCUUCAGCCGAAGGAUUCGAGUGGUCGGGAUGUUCGGACAACGUGGAUUUCGGCGUGAGUUUCUCCAGGGACUUUGUGGAUGCACGGGAUCGACGGCAGAGUCGGAAGAAUAAGAAAAAUCAUGCCCAACCUUUGAUGAAUCUUCAUAACAAUGAGGUUGGCAGAAAGCUUUUGGAGAAGACCAUGAUCCAGGAAUGCAAAUGCCAUGGCGUGUCCGGAUCUUGCGAAUUGAAGACUUGCUGGCGGUCCGUGGCAACCUUCAGACAGAUUGGAGAGAAACUGAUUGAGAAAUUCGACAACGCCCACGAAGUCCAACAGAACAAAUAUCGAGGUCGCCGAAUGCUGCAGACGCGCUCCAGGGGCUAUAAGCAUCACACAGACACCGACUUGGUGUACUUGAAAAGUUCGCCAAGUUAUUGCGAUUUUGAACCCUACGAGGGUUCGUUAGGCACCCAAGGGCGGGAAUGCAAUCCGAAAAGCCACGGUGCGGAUGGAUGCGAUCUGAUGUGUUGCAACCGAGGCCACACAACCCGUCGAGAAAAACGUAAAGAGCGGUGCAGAUGCAAAUUUCGUUGGUGUUGUUUCGUCGAAUGUGACGAAUGUAUCUUGGAUGUUGAUGUCAGCACGUGCAACUAAAACACACUUACACAGGACCAAGAAUCAAACAAGGAUCGUCGUCAUCACCCCUCGGCCCCUCCCACUCUCCCCUUCUUUCCCACUUUGGUUCUGGGCUUUUGAGCAUUAGGCAAUCAAAAGGCUCCUCAAAAUUAUCCCCCGUCUGCAUAAUAACCUUCUGCCCUCUCUGCCCUUGAAACGUCUUUCGGCCGACUAGAUGGCAGAUGACCCCGCAACCUUCAAAUAUCCCGCCCUGGUCUAAUUAAGCAAGUUAAUUUUCUGACUGAGGGCGACUUCUUCCCUGGCCAAAAGUCUGAUUCUUGUCCAUAUUCUCGUCUUCACACUGUAUGUACAGGGGGAAACAUCCAAAGAGCGGAGAUAGUGACUACCACACCAGUACUCAUAUGACUCUCACUGCUUUGAUUCAUACUGAAAAGAUACCAAAUAUUUAAUCGUCGACGUCGUUUCCCCGCGUGCGUGUGUGAAUGCACGACUUCAACCACCCGAUUUGAAUGUAUUGAGAUUAUUAUUCCUUCCCCCGAAUCUCCUCAUUAUCCGCCGAUGAAUUGGCCCACCCUAGUUGCCCCAGUAUUUUCUCUCUCCCUCUAUCUUUCUCUUACCACAAUAUAUCGUUUUGUCAUGGAAAAAUUGUACAUAUAGAUAGAUCUGCGUAUGUAACAAUAAAGGUCAAUUUUGUUCUCGAA